AUGGCGGUGCGUGAACGCGCGGCGGCAGCAAUGGCCGCUCUGGAGCGGCGGGUGCCGAGUCUCGAUGACUUCGCGGGACAGAGCUGGAGCUCGUGGGUGGAACGGGCCGACCUGCCCGCGGCCGACGGGGCUGAGGUGGAGGAGAGUAACAAAAACAUGAAGAAGCUGGAUGCCAUGACCCUCAUUAAAGAAGACAUGUCCAUCUUCGGGCACUGCCCUGCCCAUGACGACUUCUAUUUGGUUGUGUGUAACCACUGCAGCCAAGUGGUGAAGCCUCAAGCUUUCCAGAAGCACUGCGAAAGAAGACAUGGGCCCCUCAGCAAGCUUUACGCCCGGGCCCCACCCCCACCUCCAGCCCCUGCCAGCUCUCAGAAAUGCCAUGUAGUGAAUGGGCAGGGCCCAGCUUGCAGGGCCCCAGGUUCCACCAAAACCUCCUCCAGGGAGAAGGGCCAGGGGUCCCGGAGCCGUGGCCACCCGCCUCCUGAGAAGACACAGAAGGACAACCUCUGCCUUUUCGUACCUGUGGUGAAUUUGGAGAAGAUGUCCAGUCUCCCGAAGCCCGACGGACAUGGAAUCAGGCUGGCCCCGCCCUCUGCUCUCCUCAGCCAGCCUGCUGGCCUCACCAAGGACUCCCCGGGAAGAAACCCCACGGCACCCCCUUCUAAAGAACCUCCAGGGAGAGAGAACAUCGAGAUGACUCCCAGCGAGGGCCCCAGUCACCGGGCUGAAGGCAGUCCCCCUGAAAAGGAGCCUGGUGGGGCCAGGCUGCCCCCCAAAACCCACCGGAAGAUGGCCCGAAAGGAGUGCGACCUCAACAGGCAGUGUGGGGUAAUAAACCCAGAGACCAAAAAGAUCUGCACUCGCCUGCUGACCUGCAAGAUCCACUCGGUGCACCAGCGCCGGGAGGUCCAGGGCCGAGCCAAGGACUUUGACGUGCUAGUGGCAGAGCUGAAGGCCAAUUCCCGCAAAGGGGAGUCUCCCAAAGAGAAGAGCCCAGGGCGCAGGGAGCCCACCCUUGAGCGCCCCUCCCAGGAGCCCCCCUCCUCAGUCCAGGUUGUGGCAGCGGCCGCCCCCAGCAGCACCUUCUCUGCUCGCGCCAAGCAGACCUACCCGUACUGUGCACUGCCCAGGUCCCGGGCCUCCUCUGAGAGUGAGUUGGAUGAUGAAGGCCCCUGUGGUGGUGAUGGGGACCCAGGCCUGUUCCCCUUUCCCCUGCCCCGGGGUGGGGCCCAGGCCUCCAGCGAGGAGAGUGAGGAGGAGGGGACAUCUGAGGACCUCCACCUUCCCCCUGACUGCCAUUAUGCAACCCGGCCCCCGCGGCCACAGGCGUUCUGCACCUUUGGGAGCCGGUUGGUGAGUCCGGGAUGCUACGUGUUUAGCCGCCGGCUGGACCGGUUCUGCUCAGCACUGAGCUCCAUGCUGGAACGGCACCUCAGCUCCCACAUGUGGAAGAAGAUCCCACCGGCGGCUGAGCCUCCAUCCCACCUUGUCAGCUCCCCGCUCUCUGCUCCCCUGAGCCCAUCCUCUAUGGGCAGCUGCCCCCGCCUUCCAGGCCCACCCCCUCGACCUGCCUGCCCGGCCUCCACGCCCCCCGCCAAGGACAGCCUUGUCCCCAGCUACCCUGCAGGUUCCCCCAGCGUGGCAGCGGCCUGCAGCCAGGCGGAGUGCAUGGGCGGGAGCCAGGCCAUCACCUCACCCCUGCCUGCCAACACGCCAUCCCCAUCCUUCAGCCGACUCCCGCCUUCGAAGGCCAGCAAGUCGUCCAAAGGCAAGGACGGGGUCGAGGUGGAGGCCCCUUCUCGAAAGCGAAAGUUAUCCCCAGGCCCCACCACUUUCAAACGGACCUGCAUCCUGGAGCCCUCUGGAAAAGGCAAACCCUCCAGCUGCCGGGGCCUCUCGGCCAAGACUAAAACAGCCCUGGGCCUGGGGCUUAAUGGGACGGUGGGGCCAAGAGUGAAGCGGGCAGGGCCUCUGGACUGUCGGGGCUCCCCUCAUCAGCCCCCCACACCCGUCAAGGCUUCUCAGCUGGACAACCGGGGAGCGGCUGGACACCCAGCCAAGGCCCUGUCCACCAACUGCCUCUCUGAGGAGGAGGUAGCCAAGAAGCAGAAAAACCUGGCCACUUACUGCCGGCCGGUGAAGGCCAAGCACUGCCAGGCCGGUGGCCCUGCCGAUGCGGCCUGCUCCGUGCGCCGCAAGAAGCCGGGGCCUGCCAUGGCCUUUGAGGAGAAGUGUUCUACGCUGAAGUCUAAAGCCCAUUAACAAGAAAGUGCCUGCCCACUGCGACGGAGCCGUCAGCACCUCCUCCCCUCCAGAUCCGG
Messenger RNA from Neomonachus schauinslandi (Hawaiian monk seal), 2321 nucleotides. RefSeq names its product ataxin 7 like 2 (gene ATXN7L2). The transcript is spliced from 11 exons. NCBI's taxonomy places the organism in Eukaryota, Metazoa, Chordata, Mammalia, Carnivora, Phocidae. Bases 1 to 2262 code for a protein of 753 amino acids. The record is from RefSeq and is a predicted model, not a curated record.